This is a messenger RNA of Bacidia gigantensis, 10563 nucleotides long. RefSeq names its product putative Hybrid PKS-NRPS biosynthetic cluster. The record is from RefSeq and is a predicted model, not a curated record. Gene Ontology annotation, biological process: fatty acid biosynthetic process; secondary metabolite biosynthetic process. NCBI's taxonomy places the organism in Eukaryota, Fungi, Ascomycota, Lecanoromycetes, Lecanorales, Ramalinaceae. Gene Ontology annotation, molecular function: oxidoreductase activity; fatty acid synthase activity; phosphopantetheine binding. The coding region runs from base 1 to 10563 and encodes 3520 amino acids. The transcript is spliced from 6 exons.
AUGGCUGUCGCAAGGCCAUCAACAGCGCCUCGUUUGGGCAGUAUGGGCGACUCGUCUGAAUCGGCCCAGAGCGCCACCUCAUCGCCAUCGCAAGCCUCCUCGGUGACAUCCACCGACGAAACUGCUGAACCAUACACAGAAGGCCCUGGUCGCGUCUCAAGAGAUCCCACCGCUAUCGUGGGGCUGGCGUGCCGUGUCCCUGGGGCGCAAAACCCUAGCAAGUUAUGGGACAAUAUUCUGAAGCAGAAAGACAUCCAACGAAAGAUGCCCGAGGAAAGAUUCAAGAUCGACAACUUCUACAAUCCUGACGGUACUAACAAGGGAACUACCAACGCCACCGCCGGAUACUUCCUGGAACAAGACCUCAGCGUCUUCGACAACGAGUUCUUCCAUAUCUCCGGCAAAGAAGCCGAGGCUAUGGACCCCCAACAACGACUGUUACUGGAGGUUGUUUACGAAGCGUUGGAAGAUGCUGGCAUACCCAUGGAUGAGAUCAGUGGGUCAUCAACUUCCGUCUACUGCGGCAGCUUUACGAACGACUACAAAAACAUCCUCAAUAAUGAUCUAGGCUACUACCCGAAGUACGCCGCGACUGGGAUUGGGAACGCGAUACUGUCCAAUCGCAUAUCCUACUUCUACGAUCUUCAUGGCCCUAGCAUGACGAUUGAUACCGCGUGCUCCUCGUCACUCAUUUGCUUCCACUUCGGCAACAAAUCUGUUCAAGACGAUGGUGCAGAUCUUUCGGUUGUUGUAGGAUCCGCGCUCCAUUUCGAUCCUAAUAUGUAUGUGAUGAUGACUGACGUUGGCUUCCUCUCAACGGACGGCAGAUGCCGCGCCUUCGAUGCAAGCGGCAAAGGCUAUGUUCGAGGGGAGGGUGUGUGUGCAGCUAUCCUCAAGAAGCAAUCCCGUGCUGAGCAAGACGGUAACCCCAUCCGUGCGCUCGUUCGAGGCACCAACACCAAUCACGACGGAACAAAAGAUGGCAUCACCAUGCCCAAUUCCUACGCACAAGAGAGCCUUAUCAGGUCUACAUACAAAAAUGCCGGCUUAGACACAAGAGAGACACAGUACUUUGAGGCUCAUGGUACUGGUACACAAGCCGGUGACCCACGCGAGGCUCGUGCGAUUGGCGCCGUCUUCGCACCAAACCGCGAGACUCCCCUCUAUGUGGGCUCCGUGAAGACAAAUCUUGGCCAUCUGGAAGGUGCUUCUGGGCUGGCAGGUAUCAUCAAGACAACUAUGGCCCUCGAAAAUGAGAAGAUUCCGCCCAAUAUGCUGUUCAAUAACCCCAACCCCAACAUCAACUUCCAAAAGCUGAGUAUGACUAUUCCUACUAAGCUGUUAGACUGGAAAACGACUGGUGGUGUCCGGCGCGCAAGCAUCAACUCCUUCGGGUAUGGUGGUGCUAAUGCGCAUGUAAUUCUCGAGGGAUAUACUGCGAAACCCAAAUUGAACAAGACUCUACUAUCUAAGGACCACACCUCAAUGACAAUGGAUCGACCUUUGCUUUUACCCCUGACAUCUCAUUCGGUCCGAGCUGGCGAUCUACUGAAAGACCAACUGAACAGCUUCUUUCAAGAGGAAGCCACUCACUCAACGGGUUCUCUCGCUAGAAGUCUCAGCACCCACGGUCGGAGCAUGCAUCAGGUCCGCUCUUUCGUCAUCGCCAAAGACAGGAAUCAAGUGACCGAGGGUCUUGCCAAGCCGCUGACCUGGACGCGGUCUGGUGAAUCUGUCAAAAGACUCGGAUUCGUCUUCACAGGCCAAGGGGCACAAUUCUUUUCAAUGGGACGACAACUCAUUCAGCAGUCCCCGCUCUUCCGACAAGCUCUCGACAGAUGCGAUAGCAUUCUUCAAAGCUUGCCGGAGGUUGAUAGGCCAGAAUGGACUUGCGUCGGUGAACUACUUCGCACCAAGGAAGACUCUCGGGUAUCUCAGAGCACUUUCUCGCAACCACUCUGCACUGCCAUCCAGCUUGCCCUAGUGGAUCAACUCGCCAAAUGGGGAAUUAAACCUUCGAUUACGGUUGGCCAUUCAUCAGGUGAAAUGGGUGCGGCAUAUGCUGCUGGGAUCUUAUCUUUCGAAGAUGCGAUCAUGAAUGCCUACUACCGUGGACGCGUCUUCCAGAUGGAAACGAAGAACAAGGUACAAGUCCCUGGCUCGAUGAUGGCUGUGCAGAUGUCAGAAGCCGAGGCCAUACAAGAGCUGCAGAAGUAUGAAGGUCGCAUUAAAAUUGCAGCCGUCAAUAGUCCGACAAGCCUGACGCUUUCCGGCGACGAACCUGCGAUCGACGAGUUGAAAGAUGUCUUGGCUGCUAAGGGCACCUUCCACCGAAAGCUUCAAGUCGACAAGGCCUACCAUUCUCAUCACAUCGCUCCCUAUGGUCCGCUGCUCAAUGACUUCCUCAGCAACAUUCGACCAAUGCACAGCAAGUGCCCCAUGUCAUCAAGCGUGACAGCACGCAUGGCAGAGCCAAAGAAAAUGCAAUCAAAGUACUGGGUGUCAAAUCUGACAGGACAAGUACGAUUCUGCGACGCUGUCACAAACAUGUUGCUGAACGAUGAGGAAGAGGUCAACGUUGACGCACUCAUCGAAGUCGGCCCUCAUCAUGCUCUCAAAGGACCUGUCAAAGAGAUCAUGAAGUCUCUCAAGCUCGACAUACCUUAUGUACCUACCCUGAGUCGUGGCACGCCUGACUUUGAGGCACUUCUGACAUGCGCCGGCCAACUGUUCUCACUCGGCUACAAUGUGGACCUGCCCUCUGUGAAUAGCAACAUUUUCAUCGAUGCCAAAAACAAAGUCAGGAAGCUACCGUGUGGCCCAGAAAUUAAAUUACCCAGCUAUGCUUGGGAUCACGGCACAAAGCAUUGGUCGGAUACGCGUGUAACCAAAGCUCUUCGAGAGCGUACUGGUUACCACGAGAUCCUUGGUGCUCCCGUUGCUGAUUCCGUCGAAAAUCAUCCACGCUGGCGCAGAUACUUGAGGCCGGCUGAGAUUCCCUGGUUAUCGCAACAUAUGAUUCAAGGCAAGAUCAUCUUUCCAGCAGCAGGCUACAUCUGCAUUGCACUGGAGGCAGCUCUGAGGCUCGAGAGACGCCCUGAGCGCAUCCAAGCCAUCAAUUUUCGGGAUGUAUCAUUCAAGUCUGCCAUGCCAGUUCGAACAGACGACAUGGGCACCGAAGUCAUGACAGAGCUUCAACCUGCUGCAAUCUCUGCAAAGCGUGUUUCUGAUUCCUGGUACAGAUUCACGAUCAACUCAUACGAUGCCAAUGGCCGCUGCGACGAGCACUGUUAUGGUUCCGUCGAGCUCGUUGGUGGUCUCCCAAGCGCCAUAGAUGCCGGCAAGCCUAGUCCAUCUCUUGCAGAGUUAAAGAAGUCUUGCGAUAGGACCAUGACUCUGCAACGAUAUUACGAGCAUCUAUGGUCAAUGGGGCUUCAAUACGGCGAAGACUUCCAGCUCUUGUCCGGCAACGUUGAGAGCGGUCCUGGGUGUUCAGUGGCACCUCUCACCUUCCAGCGAAGCCAAGUUGCGAGCGACCUGCCCAGUAGUGACUGCAUGGUGCAUCCCACGCUUUUGGAUGCCGCAUUCCACGCAAUAUUUGCUGCCUGUGAAGCCGAUAUGGGCAGGAGCCUUGGGGAGCCGUUUGUGCCUACCUUUGUGAAAUCACUGAAAGUCUCUGGUCUGAUGAAGGACCUGAUGCACUCCGAAGAUCAGCAGCGCUUCUGGGUGGACACAAAGUCGCAGAUUGCAGGACCUCGAACAGCCAAAGCCGAUCUAGCUAUCAGAUCUCAGGAUUGCAGCAAACUCAUGAUCGACCUGCAGUGUGGAGAAUUUACGGCGCUUGGAGGAGAUGAAGCCGGAAACGCCGUAGAUAGAGUACUCUUCUAUCGCACAAGAUGGCUGCCAUCAUUCUCGCUGCUGGGUACAAAUACUAGUGGCCACAGCUUUGAAUCUAUCGGACAGGCUAUGGAGCUUUUCGUACACCAGGUGCCAGACGCCAAAAUCUUGCACUUGUCGUCGAAUAAAGAAGCUAUCCUCGAUGUUCUUCACCAUAUUACUGACCACAAAGGUUAUCUCCGGAACUUCCAGAGCUUGACCCCAUAUGCUCCCUCUGUUGAGGGUGUACCUCGCAAUUGGGAUGGUAUGGAAAGCUUGAGAGACAAGUACCUUGAUCGCGUACUCUUUGAAGAGCCUCAAGCUAGCUCUUACGAUGCUGUAAUCAUCCAGGAAGACACCUCGCUCGACAUCAAGAGCUUCCUCAAGCCUGGUGGAUUCGUUCUCAGUGAUGGGCCAGCCUUCAAGGCCCAAGACCUGACACCAACUUUCAAUAUUAGAGACAUUUCGGCAUGGCAAUAUACUACUGAAAGCCAGUCAUCUGAGAAGCUCACACUCAUCAUGCCGUUGUCUGUCUCCGAGCGUACAGAGUUGGUGGCGUCCUGCAUCGAAAAGCAACACUCGGGUCCGAUAACUCGAACAAAUCUGCUCAGUGUCCUUGAGUCGAAGGCCGAACUCAAUGGCGACGUGAUCGUCCUUGCAAGUUUGGAGAACCAUUUCUUCUUCGAUGAAGAAAGUGAUUCAGCGCCGCACUUCGAAGCUAUCCGGCACCUGUUGACGACUGGCAGCAAGAACCUCGUAUGGAUCACUGAAGGCGCCUCCAAAGAAUCCGAGAAUCCUCGACAUGCCAUGAUCACCGGUCUUGCAAGAGCAGCUCGCAGUGAGAAUGAAGACUUACGUUUAGUCACAUUAGACUUCUCCAUGAAGGCUGGCAGUCAAAAAAUUUCCGACCGUGCACUCCAAGUCCUUGGUCGACGACUUGGUGAAGAUGAGUUUGCUGAGCGCGAUGGCAAGCUUUUGAUACCAAAGUUGGAGCCUGAUACUGCUCGAAACUCCAAGCUCCCGUCAAACAACCGCGGAGAAGCAAGGUUCGAGCUAUUCGAUCAAGAGCGUCCCCUGUCUCUCAAGAUUGGUAAGGUUGGCCUCUUGGACACUCUUGCAUUUACAGAGGAUACUAGCAUCCUUGACAAUGUGCUGGGUGCUGAUGAGAUAGAAAUGGAUGUCAAAGCGUCUGCAAUCAACUUCCGCGACAUUGCUGCCUCGAUGGGUAUCAUCGAUGACUUCCGUCUCGGCGACGAAUGUGCUGGUGUGAUCCGCCGCAUUGGUAGCGCCGUGGACACAUUAUCUUUUAAGGAAGAAGACCACGUGGUUUGCUGGCGGCCUGGACAGGGGGCUCAUAGCUCAGUACUCCGAUCUCCCGCCGAUGUCUGCCACAAGAUACCUAAUAUGACCUUUGCCAAUGCGGCAUCCUUCCCAUUGAUUUUGACGACAGCUUAUUUCGCGCUCCAGAAUUCUGCUCGUCUGCAGGCUGGCGAGACUGUCCUGAUUCACUCAGCCGCUGGAGGUGUCGGUCAGAUGGCUAUCCAAGUUGCUCAUAUGCUAGGAGCUAAAGUAAUCGCCACUGUCGGAUCUCAAGCCAAGCGUGAGUUCAUCAGAGACCAAUUUGGUAUUGAUGAGAGCCAUAUUCUUUCUUCCCGUGACUCGACAUUCGUGCAAGGGGUUUUGGAUCUGACAGACGGUCGAGGUGUCGACGUUGCUCUCAACAGUCUCGCUGGAGAGCUUCUUCACGGCACAUGGAGCUGCAUGGCUCGCUUUGGUCGCUUCAUCGAAAUUGGAAAGCGCGAUAUCCACGAGAACUCUAAGCUUGACAUGGAUGCUUUCAGGAAGAACGUUUCGUUCGCCUCGGUCGACAUGAUCACCGUCUACGAGUACAACAGAUCCCUUGGAUCACGUGUCUUUAAAGAUUGUUGUCGUCUAAUUGAGAGUGGAGCAAUCAAGCUGCCCGAGACAGUUGCCGAGUAUCCUUACAGUGAGGCCCAGAAAGCUUUCAGAGUUCUGCAGAUGGGCAAACAUCUUGGGAAAGUUGUUCUGACCUCACGUGAAAACGACCUGGUGCCGGUCCUUCCACCUACUUAUCGUAAUAAGACACUCUUUGAUCAAGACAAGACCUACCUUCUUGUUGGUGGCCUUGGUGGCCUUGGUCGGACCCUGGCUGAAUGGAUGGUGCGCAAAGGGGCUCGUAAGCUCGCUUUCUUGUCUCGCUCCGGUGCCAACCGUCCAGAAGCUGCGUCUACUGUGCAAUGGCUUGAAGCUCGCGACAUCGAAACCUCUGUCUUCAAGGUUGAUGUGACCAGCUACACCGCAGUCAAAGAAUGCAUCGAAAAGCUUGGACCCAGCUUAGCUGGUAUUUUCCAAGCCGCUAUGGUCCUUCAAGAUUCACCUCUCGACAAGAUGACCUACGACCAGUGGCAGACUUGCGUGCGACCGAAAGUAAGAGGCACUUACAAUCUGCAUCUUGCUACCAUGCAGACCAAGCUUGACUUCUUUGUCUGUUUCUCUUCUGCCUCUGCCAUUAUUGGAACGAUGGGUCAAGCUAAUUACGCGGCGGCUAAUACAUAUCUCGACUCGCUUAUGAGCCACAGGCGUUCAAUUGGUCUCGAGGGAUCGACGAUGAAUUGUGGUAUGAUUGUCGGCGUUGGAGCUGUUGCCGAGGACAAGCACCUUGAGAGUCUCAUGAUACGCAUGGGCUUUGACCCCGUCAACGAAGAAGAGCUUCUCUAUCAGAUCGAGGAAGCGGUCACAUCUCGCAACACGCCGGGAGUUUCAUCUGCUAUCGAUGAACAUCAGACAGUGACAGGCCUCAACAUCAAUGGCAAGGACUUCUAUUGGGCAACAAAGCCAAUGAUCAGAAACGUGUACUCCAAUCUCGACAUUGGUGACGUUUCUAGCGCUUCAGCUGGAAAGUCUCUGAUUGCGACUCUGCGGGAGGAUCCCGAACUCGAGGCUCGCGUGCCAAUUCUGACUGAGGCCUUCAUCGAAAAGAUCUCUGCUGUUCUGGGGGUCCCGAUCGAGGGCAUUCAACCAAUCAACCCUCUGUCGGCUUACGGUCUUGAUUCUAUCGUCGCUAUCGAGCUUCGCAAAUGGUUUGUGAAGUCAAUAAACGUGGAUGUCCAAGUAUUCGAUGUGCUUGGCUCUAAGUCAAUUACUGAGCUGGUGACCAAAGCCGCGAAACUAAUCAAGGACGAAGAAGACGCUGGCCCUGUACAAGAAACUGCUAAACCUGGCGCUACAGACACGAAGAAGUCUGCUAUCGAGGGCGAACAGACACAGACCACAUCUACUGCCUCCUCUGACCUCCAAGUGAUGCAAAAACCAAAAAACAUACCAAUGUCGACCUUCCAGCGGAGACUUUGGUUCCAGCAUCAGUUCUUGGAAGACAAGUCAGCCCUCAACCUUCCAGUUAUUGGCUACCUCAAAGGCGAAGUCAAUCUUUCUCUUCUCAAAGAUGCUUUGCGCGAAACGAAGAAGCGCAACGACAGUCUUCACAUGGCGUUCUUCGAGGGUGACAAUUUCUCAGAGCAAAGGCCAACAAAUGACUUCGAGCCUCGUAUUGACUACAAGGAUUUAUCUGAUGUCGUCGAUGCUGAAGCUGCUCUUCAAAAGUACGUCAAUGAGUUGAAACAGCAAGAACUGAGCAUUGAGGAUGGCGAGGUUAUGCGUAUGACACUUGCAAAAUUGGCUAGCGAUCAAUAUGCUUGUGUCAUGAUCUACCACCAUAUCACUAUCGACAGAGGAAGCUCAAUGUCUAUCAACAAACAAAUGAUGAGCCUCUACGACGCAAUGCGCAAAGGCGAGCGAGUCGAAACCGUCCCAGCUCCUAAGGUGUCAUACAUCGAAUUCACCCUAUGGCACAAUGCACGCCUCGAACAACCCGAUCUCCAGACUAGCAUCGAUUUCUGGAAGAAGAAACUGGACAGUGCUCCUUCAGCCAGCAAACUGUUGCCGUUCGCGCAAGCAACGCAUGCUUUAUCAGAAGCUGUCACUAUCUAUGUUCAAUCGCAUGAAGCGGAUAUGCUCGCAGACUGGGACCACUCCGUUUUCCAAUUUCUCAUGGCUAGCUUGAGAUCGUUCCAUUUCCGCUACACUGAAGAGGAAGAUCUAACAAUUCAUAUGGUAGACAGCGGCCGCCCUCACCCAGAUCUGGAGGAGACUCUAGGCUUCUUUGUGAACCUUGUGCCUAUCCGCCUGACAGAAGCUGGCGACGCUGAUUUCUCCACUUUGCUCCGCUACACUCGUGACUCUGUUCUGGAAGCUACGAAGCAUAAUGGUGUUCCUUUCGAUGCUAUCGUCGAUAGUCUUGGCGUGAGGAAGGUGACAAGUCAUCUGCCUCUUGGUCAGAUCAUUCUCAACUACCAAUCGCAUGGCAAAAUGCCAAAGCUCAAGACUGAGGAUUUCGAAGUCUACGAUCUCACCAAUGGAGAUAUUCCCACAGCCGCUGAGAUGCAACUUGAGGCCAUGGAGGAUGGUGACAACGGCUUGGCAUUGAGGCUGGAAUACUCCUCGACCUUGUACGGCUCUGGAGAAAUGGAUCGCUUCUUUGACAACUUCGUCUACUACCUUACCAGCAUCAUCAAAGAUUAUAGACAACCUAUUGCUGAGAUCGAGAUGUGUGGUCCUAAGGAGAUCGAUUACUUGAAGCGCAAUCUAUGGAAUACCACGACAUCAGAAAACUCCUGGGACAAGAAACCUGUCGUGGAGAUGUUCCUCGAUAUGGCCAAAAAACAUCCCACGAUAAAUGCUAUUGAAGAAAGCGAUGGCGAAUCCAUAACGUAUGAGCAUCUCGCUGCUCAAGCAACACGUAUCGCAGCUUCCCUGCAACAGUGCGGUGCUUCAAGCGGUGACGUCGUCGGUGUUGUCUCUCGACCUGGUGUUGAAGCUAUCUCAGCAAUGCUUGGAGCGCUACUCAUUGGCUGUGGCUAUCUUGCCAUGGACCCAGAAUUUGCAAAUGAGCGGCUGUCAUUCAUGGCAUCAGAUGCUGGUGCUCGUUUCUUGCUUGUGGCGGAUGAACUCAUGGAGAAAAGUGCAAGACCAAUCGCAGAAGCGAUGACUUUCAUGCCUCCUCAUAUCAUACCAAUGUCAGAAGCUCGGGGGUGCGAGUAUCCUCUCUUCCCCUCUGCUAUUGAGCCUGACAACAUUUGCUAUAUUGUGUACACCUCUGGAAGUACGGGAAAACCGAAGGGUGUCGCAUUGAAGAAUUCCAACACGCAGCAAAUGUUGAGCACACUGCAUCAUGACUUCAACUUCACUCCUGGACUCAAAUUUCUCCAGCAAUCCUCAAUUUGCUUCGACCUUUCCAUCGUCCAGAUUUUCUCCCCACUGACCAGCGGCGGCACAAUUUGUGUCGCAAAGCCUGAGCUCCGCAAGGAUCCUGAGCGACUUGCUGCAUACAUGCAAUCUGCCCAGAUCGGAUGCACGUAUUUCACGCCAACCCAAUUUGCGCUCCUCCUCGAGACUGGUAGCGACCACCUCCGCCAAUGUAGUUCCUACACUACUGCUUUCUUCGCCGGCGAGACGCUUCCUGUUCGUCUUGCAAAAGCGUUCUACGACCUCUCCACUCCAGCGUCAGCUUACAACACCUGGUCACCCAGCGAACUUGUCGUGCAGACCACAAUCGGUAAAGUCGCAUACCCUGACGCCUCUACCAUCAGCAUCCCGAUAGGCUACCCUCUCGCAAACUGCCGCCACUACGUCCUGGACGCGAACAUGAAACCCCUUCCAGCGUGCAUCACGGGCGAACUCUGCGUCGGCGGCGCUCAAGUCGGCGCUGGCUAUCUCAACCGCCCUGACGUCACCGCCAACGCUUUCAUCUCAGAUCCGUUCCGCUCGGAGCAAGAUACAAAAGCAGGCUGGAACACAUUCUUCCGCACAGGCGAUCGUGGCCGCUUCCGCAGCGACGGGCAACUCGAAUUCCACGGCCGGAUCGCAGGGUCCACGCAGAUCAAACUCCGCGGCUUCCGCAUAGACUUGGGAGAAAUCGAGCACAGAAUCCAUCUCGAGUUCGCGAGCACGCGCGGCCGCAAACUCGUUGAUCUCGCCGUCGUCGCUGUGCCUCAGAAACAGUCCUCCUCAGCACCCGAAUCUGGCGAGGAAAGUAGCCUAACAGACGACAGACAGCUCGUCGCCUUCCUCGUCUGCAGCCAACUCCUCUCCACACUCGACAAGCAGGAAUUGAUAACCUCUAUCCACGAGCGCUUGAGCCACCAUCUCAAUUACUACAUGCUCCCGUCCGCCUACCAAUUCCUCACCUCCCUACCCGUCACUAUCGGCGGCAAAGUCGAUCGCAAACAAUUCCUCACCAUGGACAUCGCCCCCUUCUACCCCGGCGGGGGAUCCACCGCGCCUUUCUCCUCCACCCCCAUCACCUCCUCUUCUCUCUCUUCCACCAACCCGGACGGCGAAGAUGACGUCCUCCAGAAAGUCAUCAAGUUGUUCAAAGAAACGCUCAAACUGCCUGAAGAUCAUGAGGUCAAACCGACGGAUAAUUUCUUUGAGUUGGGCGGCCAGAGUAUCCUACUGCUGAGGGCGCAUAGUAAACUUAAGAAGGUUUUUAAGAUUGCGCCGCCGUUGAAGGAGCUGUUCACGGCGGCUACGCCGUUGGAUAUGGCGAGAAAGGUCAGGGAGUGCGUGGAGGAGAAGGAGAGGGAGAAGGUUGCUGUCGAGAAGGCGUGA